Messenger RNA from Megalobrama amblycephala (Wuchang bream), 837 nucleotides. RefSeq names its product cornifelin homolog. NCBI's taxonomy places the organism in Eukaryota, Metazoa, Chordata, Actinopteri, Cypriniformes, Xenocyprididae. The transcript has 4 exons. Bases 157 to 648 code for a protein of 163 amino acids. The record is from RefSeq and is a predicted model, not a curated record.
UCAUAGCUGUGACGUCCGCAUGUCUGUUGUACUCACCUGUGGUCACGCACAAGGUGCUCCACCUAGAUCUCUUUGGUUACCUUCCUGCUGUGAAAAGCAGUGCAUCAACACACGUCUCAUACACAGCCCCUGAAGACCAGGCUUCAGCUCAGUGGAAUGAUGAUGACACAUUCAGCUGUAAGUGUCCAGCCAGCCAUGGUUGUGACCACUGAUAACUUGAGGCAAAACCAGUGGACCAGCGGAGUGUGUGACUGCUGCGAAGACAUGGGCAUUUGUUGCUGUGGUUUCUGGUGUACAUACUGCCUCAUGUGUAAGACCAGUGAGGAUUUUGGAGAGUGUCUCUGUCUCCCCUUGCUGGAGAUAUGCUUUGGAGGCAUUUUGCACCCUAUUACUUUCGCCAUGAGGAGCAGUAUGAGAGAGAGGUACCACAUUAAGGGUUCGAUACAAAAUGACUGCUGCGUGGUGACCUGUUGCCCUGUGUGCGUCUGGUGUCAGAUGGCGAGAGAGCUGAAGGCUCGACGGCACUCCCUAGUGGUCAUUAACCAAACCAUCAACCCAGUACACCAGCAGCCACAAGCUUUUAACCAGCCAUCUCAAGCCGUGAAUAUGGGCUACCAGCCUCCACACGCCGUAAAUGUUGCAUACUAAUGACUUCAGUGCAUAUGUGCACAUCUGUUUCUUUAACCUCAAGCUCCCCAAAGAGCAAAACCUGCUGUUUUGUUGAAGUAACAUAGUGGGGUCAGGAAAUCUGUUGAGUUCAAUCUUUAUACCUAACCUUCCAGUUUAAACUCUUCAGGAAUUUUUUUUUUUUUUUUUCUUAACAAAACAAUAUUUAAU